Messenger RNA from Closterium sp. Naga37s-1, 6275 nucleotides. NCBI's taxonomy places the organism in Eukaryota, Viridiplantae, Streptophyta, Zygnematophyceae, Desmidiales, Closteriaceae. The record is from the annotation of a GenBank genome assembly.
UCGCUCAGCUGGAGGAGGAGAUUCGAGCCAAGGCACAAGGCGCCUCCUCGCACUCCUCCCCUUCCCCCUCCCCCUCCCUCGCCUCCUUCCCUUCCUGCUCCUCCUCCUCCUCCGCAGCCUCUGACAGCGACCAGGGCAAGCCGGCCAAGCCUGCUGUGCCUUCUGCUACUCCAUCUGCUGCUGCUGCUGCUGCUGCUGCUGCUGCUGCUGCUGCCGCUGGUGGUACUGCGGCAAUGGCACUGGGGUCAGGAGCAGGUGUGACAGCUGCUGCUGGGGACGCUCCGCCUGCAUCCGCCGGCACAGGAAAGGCAGAGAGGCAGUUGGCGGAAGCAGAGGCGGAGAGGGAUCGGCUGCAGGCACGGGUGAAGGAGCAGGGGGAGCAGCUGGAGGGCGCGAGGAGCGAGGCACAGGGGCUGCGAGAGAGGAUGCGGCAGAUGGAGCUGCGGGCGCUGGAAAUGGAAGGGCUGCUGUCCAUGCUCAGACAGCAGAUGCCCACGCUUGAUCUCCCUGUCCCUCUGCCCCUCCCGCUGCCGCUCCCGCUGCCUCGCGCUGUGAGCCCUGAGUUGUCAAAUGAGCUCCAGGCUGCUUCCCAUGUUGACACCCAAGCUCAAGCUCACGCUCCUGUUGUUCCCGCUCCUCCUCCGGCUGAUGCUGCUGGUGGUGCUGGGAGCGGUUCUGCACCUGCCAUUGCUGGAAUGAGCAGCAGCGACGAGAAGGAGUGGGAGCAGGGAGUGGUGGGGAAGAUGUACGAAGGCGGGGAGGGAGUGGAUGGAGCAGGGAUGGUCCACCCUGUAGCAUCCACCCCUCCGCUCUCCCCAUCUCUCGCUGCCUCGCAGCCCCAAGCCACAUCCAUGUUUGAAUCCCCCAUUCUCGCGCCAGAUUCGCCGCUGCUUCCUCAGCCGAGCACCUCCCCUCUUCCCUCACCGAGCGUCAGUCUGGAGUGUCUGGCUAUGGGGGCUCAGCUGGAGGCACAGGCAGCACGGGCGGAGGAGAAGGCAGAGAGUGGUGGUGGCAGGGGUGGCGUUCAUAAAGACUUUGGGCGGUUUGGAGGAGCAGGGGAUGUGGAGAAGCGCUGGCAAGCGCAGCUGCAGCAGCAACAGCAGCAGCAGCAGCAGCAGCAGCAGCAGAAGAAGAAAGAGGUGGGAUGCGGAGAGCGGGCUUUGGACGGGCUGUAUAGCCGACCUGCUGCUGGCUCGGCUGAUGACGCUGCUGAUGCUGGUAGCGCUGGUGCUGGUGCUGCUGGUUCUGGUGCUGGCGCUGGUGCUGGUGCUGCUGCUGGUGCUGCUGCUGGUGCUGGUGCUGGUGGUUUGGAGAGGAAAGAGAGCAAGGGAAGAGGAGAUGUUGGUUUUUCUACUGAGCAGGGCGGAGGGAGGGGCGGAAGGGUGGAUCAGGAGGGCAAAGAGGCGCGGGACGGGAAGGGAGGGAAGGAGGGGAGCGCGAACGGCAGUGGGAGGAGUGGAGGAACAAAGGGCCUGGCCCGUGCCCUGUCUGGUAUCCUGGGCAGCCCCAGGAGGCGAGAUGCUGGUCCGUCAGCAGCAGUAGCAGCAGCAGCAGGAGGAGGAGGGGGAGGUGGAGGAGGGAUAGGAGGGGGAGGAGGAAGGGGAGGGGCAGGGGAGCCGUUGCUACGCAGGAGCUUCUCGCCCAUGCGGUCCACCAGAGGGUGGCUGGGAGUAGGCGCAGGUGGAGGAGCCGGUAUGGCGCCUGGCGCUGCUGCUGCUGCUGCUGCUGCAGCUGCAAACAAAGCGGCACUGGCAGCGGCAGCGGGAGGUUCAGCUGCUGGGGCGGGUAACAGCAGCGGGAGUGAGGUGCUGUGGGCUUGUCACGCGAGCAACACGACUUCGAGCAGCUGCAACACCACUGGGAAUGACGCUGCGCACAGUGCAAGCACGGGGAUGAUGCAGCGCGGUGGCGUUCGGAACAGCCACGGUAGUAACAGUAACGCCUUUGCGUGUACUGCCUCGAGUUACAUGCAGCGGGCCAGCGUGAGCCAAUCAGGAAUCGCCACGUCAGUCACCUCCUUGCACGCUGCUGGCUCGGAUGCUUCAGGUGGGGGAACAGCAGCAGUGGUAACACCUGGGGUUACACCUGGAGUCACACCUGGGGCUACACCUGGCGCCACACCUGGUGCCACCCCUGGUGCCACUCCUGCUGUGUCCGUAUCUGCAUCCCUGGUCUCCCUGUCAGGGGUGAGUGAGAGUGUGGAGGGGCCAGUAUGGAACGAGGUGAUGAUGUUUGGAGGAGGAGGAGGGGCGAGUGGAGGGGUGGGGAUGGGCGGAGAUGGUGUUGGUGCUGGCGCUGAUGGUGUGGAGGGUAGUGGGAGUGGCGGUGGUGGCAGCAGUGCUGGUGGGCGCGUGGGUGGCGAUGGUGGUGGCGGGAGGAGCAGAUGGUUCGAAACGGCCGGUGCCAGUGCUGCUGCUUCUGGUACUUUCGCCUGUGAUAAUCAUGAGAACGGUAUCGACAUUGGUGAAAACGAUCAUGCUGACAGUGGUGACGCUUCUCGGGCGGCUGCUGCUGCUGCAGCGACGGCUGCUGCUGCUCAAGCUGAGCGGAGAGGCAUGGAGGAGAGUGGUGUUAGCAGCGCAAGGGACGGGGGCACGAAGCAGCAGGUGCAGGGGGGGCAGCAGUCACCGGAUAUGGCAUGGCUGCACAACCUCAUCAAAGAGGCACGCAAGGCAACGGUGUCAGCAUCGACUGUGCUCUCUACCUCACAUGCCUCUCAUGCCCCACACGCCUCACACGCCCAUCAUCCUGCUGCUGCCAAACGUUCUGUUACCACUUCUGCCAUAGCAACAUCGGCAGUUACCACAUGUGCCGUGACCCCUCUGGGACACUCCAACCCCAAUGGCCUAGUCCAAUCCUCUGACGGCUCAGCACCAGGAGCAGCCAAGGAAGGAACAGCAGGAGCAGAGGAAGAAGUACUAGCAGGCGGAGGAGGAGGAAUGUUUUCUGGUGCAGCUGCAGUGGGUUCGGGUUCGAGCCUGGGAGGUGGUUUGGCAGCUGUGCUGGGCGCGAGGCAGAGGCUCCAGGCGGCUGCUGCUGCUGUGGCGGCAGCAGGUUCAGGUGUAUCCAGCACAAGAGGCAGAGGCGCAGGGGAAGGUGGGGUGGCGGUUGCAGCGAGGGAGAGAGGGAGGUGGAGGGUUGGUGGUGGAGGAGAGGGGGGAGGGGCCUUGAUAGAACCGCCUGCUUCCUCCUCUGCUGCUGCUUCUUCUGCUGUCUCUGUGCCUCAAGCAAGCCCCUCGCACCCUGCGUCGAAUCAAGUGGUUUCUUCUCUGCAGCUGCACCAGCAGCAGCAGCAGCAAUGGCGGCAGCAGGAAGCGGAGAGCGGAGAUACAAGCAGCAGCAGUGUGGUGCUAUCGACAGAUGUGGCUUCCCAUCCAGUCGUGCCUUCCCCACGUGCAGCAUACAGCACACAAGCAGCAGCCGCAGGUGGUGGUGGUGGUGGUGGUGCUGCUGCUGCUGGGCCUGGCAAGGUUUACAGAAGCAACAGCGGCAGGUGGGGCAGCAGCACUGGCGCUGCUGCUUCUGGUUCUGCUGCAGGUGCUGGAGGAGCAGGGUCUGGAGCCAUGGGCCUGUGGCGCACCGGAAGUGGAAGCAGCAGCAGCAGCAGCAAGAGGAGUGCGGGCAUGGGAGGGCACGAUGGCAGUGGGGGUGGGAAGACGCUAGGAGGUGGCUUAGGGGGAAUGGGAGGGCGAGGAGUGGGAGGGGGAGUGGCGGAGAGGUCAGUGGUUGCAGGGAUGCUGCUGCAGAUGGCUGGAGCCUCUGCUGAGGCGAAGGAGAGGAGGCGAGUUGCUGCAGUUGCAGCAAGGGCGGGAGGGGGAGGGGGAGGAGGAGGAGGAGGAGGGGAAGGAACGAGAGCUACAGCAGCGGUUGCGGUAGCAGAUGGAGCAGCAGAAAGGGAGGGGAAUGCAGGAGUUGUGGGGGUUGGGGAAGGAGGGGCGGUGGGGGAAGUGGGUGUGGGAGUUGCAGGUGGUGUGGGAGGGAUGACAGCGGUUGCAGGAGGAGGGGAGAAGAAAGGGAGGGCUGAGAGGGGGAGUGCUCGCUCGAGGAGUCCCUUGAGGCUUGCUGAAGCAUCAAGCGGCAAGGCCUCAUCCAUCAUCUCCUCUUUCCUCCGCUCUGCGACUGGCUCAAGAGCAGCAGCAGCAUCAGCAGCAGCAGGAGCAACCCCAACUGGCACUGCUGCAACCACCACCACGACCUCCUCUUCCUCCUCUGCCAGGCCAAGCUCGCCUGCCACCGGACUUGCUGCUGCUGCUGCGCCUGCGGGUGCUGCUGCUGGUGGUGCGCGGACUGGGGCGGCAUCAGUAGCAGCUGCUGGCUUCAGCAGCAGUGGUAGAGGGUGGGUGGGCAGCGGUAGGCAUAGCUCCCCGUCCAGUCGAAGAUUCAGAGUCAGAGCAUCCGGAGAGCGCCAGCACGGCGCCUCCGCGAGCAGCAGUAGCGGAGGGGGGACGGCCAGAACGACGGGCGCGGGGAGCAAUGACGGCGCAGAGUCAAUCGCUGAGUGGAAGAGGCGAGCAGCGGAAGCGGGCGCGCACUUCUUCCCCCUGCAGCGCGCGGAAGACGCCCCCAGCAGGGACGAGCUGCACCGCCGGAUUCUCGGGUCCAACGUGAGCAACGGGUGGUGGGCGGGAGGGGUGGGGCCUUCUCAGGAAGUCGCUGCUCGAGUUUCCAUGGGGAAGGGCUUGACGGACAAAGGGAGGUCAGGCAGGGUAUCGCAGAAAAAGGGCUUUCCUCUGCCGCUGAUGGCGUAUGACAGCACGCUGCUCUCCACGGCCAACGGCACCCUGGGCAACACCAUGGUCAACUACAGCACCACCCUUGAUAACAACAACAAGAUCCCCCUCGCCGCGUAUCCGUACUAUGUGACGCUCAAGCUGGGGUCGCAGAAGCAGCGAUUCAGCAUGGCGCUCAACCUCGCUGUGCCCGACACCUUUGUGCCCUGCGACUGCCUGCACUGCGGCUCCAUGCGCAAGGGGACCACCACUAGCAAGCCCUUCACCAUGCUCUCCUCCACAACCCUCAAGUACAUCUCCUGCAGCGACCAGCGCUGCCAAACGGGCAUGGACACAACGUACGGCUGCAGCACAGAAGGGUAUCCCAACUACAUCAACACUACGGGCUGGCUGCCUGGGGACGACGCCCUGUGCGUGUACAGUGGAUGGGCUGGACCGCUCGACUACUAUGAAUCUGAUUUUGAUGCAAACUCGUACCUUCAGUCGGUGGGGCAUGUGAUGGAGGACACCGUCUACCUCACUGCACCUGACGGUACCGAAGUCAACCGCUCCAUCAUUCUAGGCUGUGGAAUGUACCAGUUCGGCCACUGGGGCAUGCAGGGGUGGAUGUACGGCUCGUGGUCAGCAGGAGGCGUGCUGGGGCUGGGGUGGUACAGUCCUUUCCUGCAGCAACUCACUGGCCCUAAUGACCCAACCACCGUGGCGCUGUGUUUGGAGGCCACGCCCACGAACGAGACGGGGUGGGAUGGCCAGGUGCCGCUGCAGACAGGCAGCAGCCAUCUCACCAUCGGAGCCACCGGCCUCCCUGCCGGCGCCAGCUACGCCAAAACGCUACAAAAGACCGGAAUGCAGUACAGCCACAUCACACUCACCACGGCCUCGCGCAAACUCAACAUCACAGACGACCCGUCCAACGUAGAAGGGGACUCGUCCUUCCUGCCUUCAGAGGCGCCUGCUGACAUCAAGCCAGGUUUCUUCUUCAUGCCCGAGUCCUUCGUGCAUCUUCUGCGCUACCCUCUCCUCAUCAGCCUCUUAGACGGGCUUCAAGAAUUGACGGGUCUACAACUCUACGAUGACGGAACUUUCUCCAACGAGUUUCGACUUGCGUGCUUCACCAACGAGGACGACACGGAGGAUCCAUUCACCCUCUUCCCCACCAUCGACAUUGCUUUCCUGACUCCAGGCAACACCAAUGCCACCUCCCACUUCUAUCUCAAGCCUCAGGAUUACCUCGCUCAGGUUACGACUUCUGAAUACUGCGUUAUGGCCAUGUUUACUCCCUCCCAAAAUACCUACGUCAACUACAUUGGAGAGCCGGCGCUGUUCAACAAGUACCUCUUCCUCGACUACACCAAUGGGACUGCAGGAUGGAUAGAUGCUCCUAAAUGUGGAGCUGAGCCCCUGCUGCCGCCGCCCUCCCCUCCUCCACCACCAACCCCUGUUUCCAAAACAGCCACCCACUCCCUCUCCCCGCUACCGGCAGCACUCUCAGCUGCUGUUGUCCUUGCCACCUCCGUCGCUCUGCUUGCUCUCACUCUCCUGUAG